UGAAAUUCAUAAUUACUCAUUUUUCAGAGGGUUUAGAUUUCAGCUUCAGCUUUAUUAUACAAAAUCAAUUAGUUUAAAUGGUUAAUUUUAUCUAUUGGAAAAGUAAUAUUCACGAUGGGCGACAGUCUGCUAAGUAUGGAUGAGUUGGAAAUGCUCACAGCACUUUAUGAGUUUGAGGCAACGUUGGCUAAAACCUUGAGUUUUUCCGAAGGUGAAUUCUUCUUUCUGCAACAGACAAACACGAAGCAAAGAAACUGGUGGCAUGUUGUUAAUAGAAAAGGUCACGUAGGAUUUGUGCCAUCCAAUUAUGUAGCUACAGUCAAGGUUGAGCCAGACUUCUUCUUAGCAUUUAUCAAUGAUUGUAUCAAGAGUUUGAAUGAGUGUAAUGCAAUGACAACCCAAAAACAAGAGCUGUUGACAAAAUUGAAUGAGAAAAAAAAGCAACUUCAAGUUUUAGUGAAGCCCCCGAGUAAGAAACAGGCAGCUCCGAAACCACCACUCCAUUUGGAUGAGAACACUCCUCCCAAUGGGGUGUCACCGUGCUUUGAUUUAAGGCCUGUGGUUUCACAACAGCAUAUUUCUGAAGAGCGGCAGUCCUGCUCAUCGCCAUCUAAGUCUGUGAACAGUACAGUUACUAAAGAUAGUGAUGAAGAGAAAAAGACAACCAGUGCCAAAUCCCCUUCUAACCAGCUCUCAUCGGAUACUGACAAUCAAGAUGAUAACAGUCAAGAUAGUAGUGAGAGCAUCAAGCCCAAUGCCAUAUAUGAGAUUGUUCAAGCUGUGCGCAAGGAAACACAACUCAGCCAUGAAAUGUCCAAAGUUGCUGUUGAAACAGUUUUGAUUUCAUUAAGAGAAUUUCUCCCUGGAGGAGCAGCGAGGUCUAUAAUCGACGCGCUUCUGCGUGAAGCCAAUAGCAACAUCACAUGUCCUAAGAACGCCAUUGACGCCGCUCCGGACGCCUUGCGCAUGAUGACAGCGCUCAAUGUACUGUCCAAAGCGGCGAACGACGCGCAGCAGCGAGGCUGGGCGCUGCACGACGACGCGCACGACAUACAAACACAGUUGUUGGAGCUUAUAUCUGUUAUGUCAAAUGCAGAUGUGAACAUAUCGCAGCAUGUUCUAAGUAGUCACCGCUACGUGUACGUAACUACCCUCGUGCAGUACUAUCAGAUGGAGACACGCUGGCCGCUCCGGCAACUCCUACUGCAGGCAUUUGGAGUAAUGUGCGGGUUGGAAAGGACAGCGCUGGCAACCCUGGCCCUCUCUGCGCUUCCAGCAGAAAUAGCGCGAGACAUGAUCGACAAUCCUCACGCUGUCAGUCGAUUGUCACACUCCGCUCUGCUGCUAUCUAUGGUAUUGUCUAUGGGUGACAAGCUGCCGAUUACGCAUUUUGAGCAACUUGGCGUAGAGUUCGCGCAGUUUCUCCUACAACUGAUUGAGAACCCGCCAGAAACGGACAUGGAUGAACAGAUUCCAGAUCUUUUCCUCACUCUCCUUCUGGCGUACAACCUACAGUUCGAGAAUCCAGCCGAAAAUCUCCUACUCAAUGCUCUCGAAACUAUCGACAAUGCUAAAACCUUCUGCGAGAAAGUUCUUUUGCUGUUCAAUCGGGAAGAGGACCCAGUGCACAUUUUCGACCACGAACCAGCGCCUCCGCACUCAGUGUUUAAGCUGGUAUCAGAUCUGUUCAGCCGCAAGAAGACCGCAGCACACUUCUACACGAACGACCUCAAAGUGGCCAUUGAUAUCAUUGUGAGGCAGCUCGCGGACCUCGGCCCUGGAGACAUUUCUCGCCAACAAUACCUCAAGAUCCUGCAAGGCAUAAUCCGUAACACGGACUACGGCACUCACGUGCACCGACGCGAAGACCUGCUGCGUUGCUUCCGCCGCAUCUUCUGCGAAGAGGGAGAUCUAAGCCGGGACGACCAGGCGCUCGUGCGGGCCAUCUCCAACGAAUUCCCACAGUUCUUUAAAUCUUAAGGUAUAUUUACUUUAGAUCUAAUUCAUGAAACGCAGAAAGGUCAGUUAUCUGGGGCAUGACCGGCACCGUCUCCUUCAGACCAUUAUGAUUGCCAAAAUUGAGAGAAAUAGUCAGUAGAAAAAGAAAGGCGUGGCUUAGAAACGUCCGGGAAUGGACUGCGAUAAUCAACGUAGCACAACUUUUCUGCUUGGCGAACAAGA
Maniola jurtina (meadow brown) is the source of this 2181-nucleotide messenger RNA. RefSeq names its product NCK-interacting protein with SH3 domain. Lineage: Eukaryota; Metazoa; Arthropoda; Insecta; Lepidoptera; Nymphalidae. The transcript is spliced from 12 exons. Gene Ontology annotation, molecular function: Arp2/3 complex binding; protein binding. The record is from RefSeq and is a predicted model, not a curated record. The coding region runs from base 115 to 1980 and encodes 621 amino acids. Gene Ontology annotation, biological process: endocytosis.